AACUUGUAAGCAAGAUCAGAUAUUUUCCAAUUCAAUGAAAACAGUUUCCUUUUCUUCUCUGUGAACUUUCUUCAUAGUUCACUGAAUAUGUGUUAAUGAAGGUUGUUUCAAUCCAGUUUUAGCUAGUUUUUCACAUGGUAUCAGAGCAGAUUUAGAUCCUACUGCUCGAGUGUUAGAAAUCACAGAUUAAACUAGCUCAAAAUGGGAGAUACUGCUAAUUCAGAGAAUACAAAUGCAGAAUCUGCAGAUGUAGAUCAUAAUCAUCCAUUGUAUUUGCAAUCCUCAGAUACUCCUGGGAUUGCUUUGCAUUUGAUUAGACUUACUGGUCCAGAAAACUAUGCAUUAUGGAGCAGGUCAAUGAAAGUAGCUUUGUUGGUGAAGAACAAGCUAGGUUUUAUUGAUGGAACCUAUUUGAAAAAUGCAUACAAAUGAGAUCAAGCAAUGAAGUGGGAGAGGUACAAUGCGGUGGUGCUAUCGUGGAUUUACAGCACUGUUGCAUCAGAACUAGUGUCGAGCAUCAUGUAUGCAUCGAAUGUGAGAAAAGUAUGGGAAGACUUCAGAGAAAGGUUUGAAAAUCUAACCUUACUAGAAUUUAUCAUUUGUGGAAUGAAAUAGGAAUAUUGAGACAUAAUACAAACUCUAUUACUCUCUACAUCACUAGAUUGAAGGCUUAUUGGGAUGAAAUGGAUGUGCUAGUACUAGCUCCAUCUUGUAAUUGUGAAGAUUCUAAGCCCUAUGUAGAACAUAUGACAAACCAAAGGUUAUUGCAGUUCCUAGUAGGAUAGAAUGACAGUUACAGCCAGUUGAGAAGUUCAAUCCUUCAAAAGACAUGUUCUCACCAUAAAUGAGGCUUAUUCUCUUGCAAUUCAAGAGGAAAGUCAGAGAUGCUUAGGAGUUAUGAAUACAAACAAUGAGUCCUUGACCUUGUUUGUUGGAAGAGGACAAGAAAUGAAAUCAAAAAGGCCAGUUCUAGGAUCAGGAUUUGGGAUAAUUUGUGAAUACUAUGGGUAUAAAGAUCAUUUUAAGGAAAACUACUACAGAAUUAUUAGUUUUCCACCAGACUUUAAGAGUAAGAAGAAACUAGAACCUGUUGGUGAGAAGCCACAUUUUGGAGAAACUAGGUCUUAUGCCAACACAAAAAAUGCAUCUGUUGAAGCAAGUACUAGUUCCAGCUUCUCUCAAGGACAAGGCCAUUUCUUCACUGAGGACCAGUACAAGAAAUUGCUGAAUUUUCUGAGCAAAGCUGAGACAAGUGAAACAAGUGACUAUCACUCUAACAUGGCAGGAGCUCUUCAGUAGGAGAGUGAUAAGGAUUGGUAGAAAAAGAGAUGGACUGUACAUCUUAAGGAGAUUAGUACAACCUACAGUAGGAAUAACAGUUGCUGAUGACAAUAAAUUAACUAUGUUGUGGCAUAAAAGACUGGGACAUCCAUCAUCAAAUGCAAUGACACAUAUUCCAAGGUUCAAAGGUGGAGCAGGAGAUGCUUUGCAGCAGUGUUGUGAAAUAUGCCCCUUAACAAAGCAACAUAGACUAAAAUUUCCUAUUAGUACUACUAGAACUACCACUGUUUUUGAAUUACUGCAUUUAGAUGCUUGGGGACCUUACGAGGUGCCCUACUUAUGACAAGAAGCAUUACUUUGUUACCGUUGUUGAUGAUUUUAGUAGAUAGACCUGGGCUUGUUUGAUACAGUCAAAGGUAGAGGUGGUAGUUGUAUUGACUAGUUUUCUAUGUAUGAUAAAGAAUCAGUUUGAUACUACUGUUAAGGUGAUACGAACUGAUAAUGGUACUGAGUUUUUUAAUGCUAAAUCUGAUGCAUUGCUACAAUCUUAUGGCAUAAUA
This is a messenger RNA of Lycium ferocissimum, 1841 nucleotides long. RefSeq lists its product as uncharacterized. Lineage: Eukaryota; Viridiplantae; Streptophyta; Magnoliopsida; Solanales; Solanaceae. The record is from RefSeq and is a predicted model, not a curated record. The transcript has 2 exons. The coding region runs from base 898 to 1299 and encodes 133 amino acids.